This is a messenger RNA of Cyclocybe aegerita, 4272 nucleotides long. The record is from the annotation of a GenBank genome assembly. NCBI's taxonomy places the organism in Eukaryota, Fungi, Basidiomycota, Agaricomycetes, Agaricales, Hemipholiotaceae.
AUGCCCCUCGCCAUCCCCCUCUUCUUCGUCGGCCUCGCCAAGAAACCUCUUUCCGCCCCGCUCGUCCUCACCCGCUCCGCCAUCGACACCAUCGCCUCCCGCAUCGUCGAGACCAUCCAGCUCCUCGACGCUUCCUCCCCUUCCUCCCCCUCUUCCUCCGCCUGCCCCGCUCCCUCACCCAUCGCCACCCUCAUCAAGAACCACGGCCGGCUCGACACAGCCUGCACCCUCGCCGUCGUCGAGCUCCUCGCAAGCGCCUUAUCCGUCAAGCGCCUGGGCGUCAGGGCGGCGUGUGUCCAGAUGGAGGCGCUCCUCGCGGUGCGGGUGAAGACGCAGGUCAAGCGCGUGGCACUGGAUGCGCUCGUGGGCAAGGCGGGGCGGGCGGUUACGUGGUUGCCACGGAGGGUGGACCGGAUGAUGCGAAAGGUGUUCGGGGAUUAUUACCUAGCGAACUGCGCCGCUCUUUUCGAAGUUCUGCUCUCCUGUGCUUUGGAGCGGGUGCAGCACUUCUUCAUCACCAACUCUGGCCAGCCGACCCUCCUCGCGCUCACCUACCACCAGUCCACCCUCUCCAUCGCCCAAUUCCAUACCUCCCUGUGCACCUCCCUGUGCACCUCCCUCGCCUCCCUCCCUUCUACCGCAUACAGCGCCCUCUCCUCCUUCCUCGACUUCCUCGCGCUCCAAUGCCAAUGCGGCGAGAUCACCUUCCUGGGCGAGCUCGCCGAGUGCAUCCUGCAGGUAUACGCGCUCGGGCUGGGUAUUGCCAAUAUUUGUUUGGCGUUCGUGGGUGCGUUGACGUUUGUGGAGGGCGAGGACGAGGACGGCGAGGCGUCGCUUGGGCAGGUGAGGAGUGUAAGGCAGCUGGCGAGGGAGACGCCUGUUGGAGCUGCUGGUGGGAUAUUCGGUGGGGAGCAGAAGCAGCAGCAGCGGGCGGAUGUCGGUGAGGGGCCUUCGGGUACGAGGAGGGGGGAAGUGAAGCAGGAUAGCGGCAAGGUCGAGGAGCCAACGACACCUAAUACCAUCACUGACAAGAAGGGCAAAGGCAAAGAACAAGCCAUCGAAAUGCCCGUGAAACCCAAGGCCGAAGGUUCCUCCAAGCUUCACGCCCAGAACCCACCACCUCUCGUCGCCAAGGCUAAACCAUAUGUCACCUCAACCAGCUCCUCCUCCGCUACCACCGCAGCCAGCACUAGCUCCACGUCUGCCACCGGUUCUUCUUCCUCCUCCAAAACCAGUGCUCAAGAGAAUCAAGGGGCCAAACACGAUACCUCUUACUCCCUAAACGCAUCGAGCCACACAGUCGAAACACGCCCUCAGACCAACGAACCCAACAGCGAAAAGGAAAAGAAGCCCGAAAGCGAAACCAAACCCAAGCAAGUGAGCGAGAUCGUCCGCGAGAUCGUCGCCAACAUGUCAAAAAAGGAGAAGGAGAGCCAAAAUCCGGUGACCGCCAGUGUUAUUAAUAAUAAUAACAACGGAAAGACGGACAUCGUUAUAGUCGGUGGAGACAAGCCUGCCGUUGGGAGACGACCUGCGCUCCAGGAGACGACGAACAUGAAACGGAGUGCUACGGCUACGACUACGACUACGAGCGCUACUGCGACUAUAACCUCCCGCCCAGCUCACCACCCACCAGCCGGGCUGUCAUAUCAAAAACAGAGAAACGACGAAAAUGCUCUUCCUUCGGAGGAGGCUGGGAACAGAGCGAAAGGGGAAGCAAGAGCGAAAGCAAAGGCGAAAGCAAAAGGAAAUGCGAAUGCGAAUGCGAAUGCCCAGGGCCAGCAAGUUGGUUAUGACUUUGGGGUUGUGGACCGAAGAACGAGUGCAACUACGUCUACAGCUACGACUGCAAUUGCUGUUGCGUCGACGUCGACGACGUCGCCUGCAGCGGACGCUCCUCCUCCUCCUCCUACUCCACCCGCUCCGCUGAAGUUUAGGGACGGGAUGAGCCGGAGGGAGCGGAGGUUGAUGUUUCAGGAGCUCGUCAAGAUGCGCCUGCUCAACUCUGGUGCGGACCUGGAAGUGAAAGUGAAAGAUGAGGGUGAGGAUGAGGAUGGGAAUGGGAAUGGGAAAGCAACCGAUGACGCUGUGGAUGAUUUUCCUGGCGUUGACGGACAGAAAAAUGGAGAUGGAGAGGGAGGUGGAGGUGGGUCGGAAGUGACGGUGAUGGAGCAGAUGGAGGUCCAGAACGAACGACCGCAGAACGCAAGCGUCGUUAGCUACCCGAGCACCGAGAGCAUCUGCGUCAGGGUCAGGGUCGACGUGGGGAGCGGGAGCGGGAGCUCGACGAACUUGCUUGAACGAGCUAAAACUGUGCAUGCGAAUUCGAAUUCGGACGGGCCGUGCACACCACAGCCGACCAGCCAGCUGUCUGCCCACACUCGGACUAUAGCUAUGGACGACGAACAAACUACGCUCGACCGACCGACCUUUGACCAGCCUACACAUGUACCCUCUCCCUCCCAAUCCUCCAUCACGAACGAACACGAACACGAACACCCGACGCCCACACCUCUCUCUAACUCUACUCCCACAAAGGCAAAUACCGAGACGCCCAUGUCUACUCCCACAAAUGCAAAUGCAAAUGCAAACACCGAGACGCCCAUGUCUACUCCCACAAUCACAAGUACCGAGACGCCCAUGGAAUCUACUCCCACAAAUCCAGAUACCGAGACGCCCACGUCUACUACCACAAGUGCAAACGCAAACACCGAGACGCCCACAGGCACGACCAACCCAGAUACAGAUGCUCACGAGCAGCCAACGACCAGCGGCUCCGUCGUCUCCUUCUACUCCAAGUUCUCCGCUCCCCGACCAGAGCGGGAGGUGACGCGCUACGCCCCGGCUGGGAUGUUCGGGAGCGUCGCGUUACCUGCGCUGUCUUCUUUGACUCCUUUGCAAGGAACAGCGGAGGAGCAGGAUCCUUUCAUCCAAUCCUCAACCAACCCCAACCCCGAAACCAACCAAGAAACCAACCAAGAAGUCAAGCCCAUGCCUAUACGCAUCCCCUGGUUCCCGCAAGCAGCUCCGAACCGCUCCAUCCCGACGUUCUGGGACCCGCCUGCACCGUACGUCCCGAUUAAGAUUACUCCGCCGAUGCGGAAGCGCAGGGGUAAGGGUGGUGCUGGUGCGAGGCGCGCGGUGCUCCGUCGGCUUUCCUUGGGCGACACCACAUCACACUCCUUCACCGCUGCUCCCUUGUUCGACUCCAAGCGCCUCACCGGGCUAUUCGUAUCAUUCAAUUCGGAGCAAACGUGUCUAUUUUUAGCACGCCGGGUUAUUCGUUCGAUUUCUCUCUUUCACGGUCGACGCACCACGCCUAGCCUAUCGGCAGGCUAUCCUCCUAAGCAGCUCAGGCGAACUGUCAUCCUUCUAAACUUCAACGGCACCCUUCACCAUCUCCCGGCUCGUCCAAUGGGCACCCAGCGCAACAUCUCGAGUUUCUAUUCCAUUACGGGACAUGCGGCCGUGUCUAUUUCCAUCGCGGCUGCCCUCUGUUCGGCUCUCUCCUCGACGAACUUCUCUGACGCUGGACACAUGGCUAUUACUAUCGCCGUCGUGAGCCUUUCCUUCUUUUCUCCCACUACCCCUGCCGUCUUCGGCGGUCUGGCGUCUAUUAAGGCUGAAUUACCACGUUUCCCGGCAGAACUCAUGCAGUAUAUCCGUUCGCUCAGGACGAUGCCCUUCACGCACAACCUCCCCGCACCCAACACGAUGGCCAAUCCAGCGUUCAGUCUCAGAGACAAUGAGCAUUUCCCUAGUCUCCGAGGGAUAACAGUGGACAACAUCUUCGACGGCAACACACUCGACUAUUACAGCGAGCAAGGACAGACAGGGAUCCUGAGACCCGCCAAGCACUGGUGCCUCCUCACCGAGAUCGUCGAGGAGCGGCAGUGGAUUCGCCCUAUGUACACGGUCGAGGACAAAGCCGGCGACCAGUUCCUUGUCGCCUUUCAUCACGACUACGAUGGGACUCCUGGGUUUCGUGUUAGCGAGACGUUUGGGAUGCCAGCGAGCCGCAGGCUUCCUGAGAGCUUGGCGAAGAAUGCGAAACCGGGGAGUGUUAUGGCUUUUAUGUACGCUCAGAACCAUAUGUUCGCCGACGGGCAGCAGGGGAUUCGCGUUGAGGACCUCGACCAGGUCAAGACUUUCCCAUGCAGCCUGAAGACCUUGCUUCGAAUCGGCGAUGAGGUCAACCUGACGCUCGAAAACUGCCAGAUGUGCAACAAGAGCGCCUAUCUAAGUCUCGAACUCUUUCUGACUACGACAUGA